Molecule: messenger RNA, 702 nt
Organism: Limulus polyphemus (Atlantic horseshoe crab)
Lineage: Eukaryota; Metazoa; Arthropoda; Merostomata; Xiphosura; Limulidae
Product: cilia- and flagella-associated protein 44-like
Exons: 3
Source: RefSeq, a predicted model, not a curated record
AUGCCUCCACGUGGUCAUGAUGCCAAGCACCCACCACAUACACAUCCAAGAAAAAUAAAGGCUGGAAAAACUUUGAUGUCUUCCAAGUGGAUGCCCAUGAUUUUUUACUAUGAUAGAGAAGUUUCGUCCCAGGAAUCAGAAGACAAGGACUGGGACUCAGACAGUGAGAGAGAAUGUUGGGUUCAGGAUGUCGAGAUAAAGCAAUUAAAUAUUAAUAUUGAAGAAAAGAAACAAAGUAUUGAAAGCCUCCAGAAACAAGAACAUGCUGUUCAACAACAAUUUCAUGAGCUUAUUAAAGAUGGACACACAUUUGCUGAAUUUCUAACAUGUGUGUUUAAGAAGAAAAUCAGACAUUCAAAGAAAAAAGAAAUAAGAAAAAAUUAUGAGUCAGAAUCUGAGAGUGAGAGUAGUGAUUCCAGUUGGUCCUCUGAUAUGGAUGAUGAUAGCUACAAAGAGGAUGAUUCCAAAGAAAAUAAUGAAAUGACAGUUUUGGAUGACAGUAUAUGUCCUGAAGGCUGCGAGCAACAUGAUUUUGAUGCAGUGUGUAAUUUACGGGAAAGUAAAUUAAACAUUGAAGAAACACUUUUAGGAGAAAAAAAAUCAUUAGAAUUGCUGAAAAAAGAAUACGAAAUGCUCAGUAAAAAGCUUAAAGUAAUUGAUUCUGGUCUUAAGGAAGUUCAAGAAGAAAUAGAGAUCUUUCAG